UGUUUCUUGGUUGCACUUCUAAACGGUAGCUGCUUAGAAAACACGUCCAUGAAAAUACAAUCAACUAGUUUCCCUCUUUAUUUCGUCUUACAAUAUAACAUGAUUGUAAUUGUAAUUACUGAAAGUUACCAUAAAGUGUUACUAGUUUUGAAAAGGAAACGGAAUGUUACACAUGUUGAAUCUGUGAUAACUAGAUUUGAUAACUAGCCUAUAUUUUAACAUUCGCCUCUAGUUUUUUUUUUUUUUUUUAAUAUAUAGUCGAAUAACGUCACUGACUGUCAUAAAAGACUGUUUUCGUAUCUGAGAUGGAAAUUUUAAGGAAGAAAAGCGGGGUUUUUUAGAGAAGUGAGAAACAGACCGCAAGCACUUUACCAUUUACUCUCUUCAAACAAAAAUAGAAAGAGACAGAAUGAAAAAGGAAACCCUUCAUCUCAAAAAGCUCGAGUGCAUCGGUGAUCUGAUAUUUCUCUUGUGGUGAGAUGAAGGCAGCAGAUGGGAACAUGAGCGAGUGACACCGUGACGCUCAGCGCUGGGACGUCUCCGCUCCACACAUUUCCAGAUGCAUACUGGGACGAAAACGCCUAUGCAGACUCUGGCUAUGAUGAUGAUGAUGAUGAUGAUGUCAUCAUAUUCAUCUCUUGCAGAUCAAAGUUUAAAUUGCCAUAAUGAUUUCCACAACAACUUCACAUGUGUUUGGGACACCUCAAAACUGGACGUGAUCCCCCCGGUCCGACCCGAGACCAAAUGCUGGAUGAAUGUAUCAGUUCAGAAGAUAAAGCUGGAUCAAAAGAAGGCGGAUUUGAUUGCAGACCCGAUGCAGCCUCACAUACGCUCUGCCACCGUGGUUUUUCAAAGCAAGAGAGGUAUAAUGACAUCAACGGCCAGAUUACAUGAAGUCGUCUGGUGUGAAAACAACAAAAAUCCUGUGGCUGAAAUAGCAAAACAUACAGGAGAGGAGAGUGCUGUGAAAGUGGCUCCUCCUCAGAGAGUGAACGUUCAUGGGGUCAAUGUUUCUUGGAGUUGUGAUUCUUUAAAACCCUAUUUUACUUCUGAGUUUGAGGUCCAGUACAGAUCUGCUGCUCAGAGCUGGAAGGAUGUGGAGGGUUCUAUCGUAAAAACGUCAGAACCUCACUUGCAGCUGUCAGAAGACAAUUUGCUCUUAAAUCAUCAGUAUGUGAUCAGGGUGAGAGUCAGGUAUGUGCGGACCAAUGCCCUGUGGAGCGACUGGAGUGAAGAGUACAGCUGGACGUCUGAUGUGGGUCAGACAGCAGAGAUGCUCCCGUUGGAUUCCUCGAAGGCAAGAAUCAUUCUCACCAUAAUCACUCUGGCCAUCAUAGUAAUCUUCACCGUUCUCAUCAAGUGCAAGAGAAUCAGAAGGAUUGUGGCUUGUUCACCUUUCAGGGUCCAGAAGAAGGGCUCCACGUAUAUUCCUGAUCCCUCCAAAUUCUUUGGUGAUCUGAACUCGAGCCACAGAGGGAAUUUCACGUCCUGGCUGGGUUCGGUUUUAGUGCACGAGAGCUUCAUCAGAGUGGACACCGAGUUCAUCAGUCCGGUCGAGGUCCUGAAGCUGCAGGACGCCUGCGAUUCCCGAAGCACAUGCAGAAACAGCGGCAGUCUGCAGGACACAUGGGGCGACACUGUCAAAUCCUCCAACUUCUCAAACUCCACCUACUUCCUGUCCCAGAGUUCCAAGGGGCCGAGGGACACUCUGGAGCCCUGCUCGGCGCACUCCUCCUACGGGCCAGCAGGGGGCGGCAGCGGCGUGGAGACGCUUCCUCAGCGCAGCGCUGAAGAGAAGGACGCUGAAGAGCUGGAAUUCUCUCUGAAGAAGCUGGAGAAGCUGCGCCAGGACACGCAGAGUCCAGAUUCGGGUUUCGCCGGCGGAGCCGAGGACAGCAUGGAGGAGACGGAGCUGCCCAGUCCUCUGUGCUUAACCCUGCUCCCUCACCUGCCCCAGGAUCUGCCCGCGCCGCAGCCCAACAGACACCCGCUCCUGGGCCUUCAGAGCACGGAUCUGCUGCUGCGACCGAGCUGCCCGAUCCCUGGCUUAGACCUGGACCUCCAGAGCUGCUGCGGGCUGAUAGAGCCCUCUAGUGGAGAUUACAUGCCAGUGAAAAACGUGCAGAGUUAGUGUUGAUGGCCAGAACGUUCACUCGGCAGUGGAUUUAACGGUAUCAGAGCGAAGCACGCUUUGGGCUACACAGAAAUUGACAAGCUCAAUCUGUAACUGCAGUGAAAAUAAGGAAGCUUGAGAGCGAGUUUUGCGCUGUCUGUCGCGGCAGUGAAGCGUGAGCAUUCGUUCUGUCAUCUUCUGCUCACCCUCAUGACGGAGAGGAUUCUGCUGGAGUGUCUGAGCUGCUCUUGUCCAUUCAGUGAAGCACAGCUGUACAGAAAGAGUUUCAGUGUUUCAGACUAUGGACAACUGUUAUGACCCUGGAGCACAAAACUAGUCAUAAAGGUCAAUUUUUUCAAAAUUGAGAUGUAUGCAUCAUCUGAAAACUAAAUAAAUAAUCUCUCCAUUGAUGUAUGGUUUGU
Molecule: messenger RNA, 2535 nt
Organism: Cyprinus carpio (common carp)
Lineage: Eukaryota; Metazoa; Chordata; Actinopteri; Cypriniformes; Cyprinidae
Biological process (GO): cytokine-mediated signaling pathway; immunoglobulin mediated immune response
Cellular component (GO): external side of plasma membrane; membrane
Molecular function (GO): protein binding; cytokine receptor activity
Source: RefSeq, a predicted model, not a curated record